GUGUCGCAUCGUCGCGUCCAUCGCGUCGUCGAUCGCCGCGCGCGCGUCGCGCGCGCGCCGCGCGUCGCCUCGUCAUCGUCAAAGGCAUCGACGUCGUCAUCGUCGUCAUCGCCGCGCGACGGACCGCUCGGUCUGCCGAUAACGUACCACGUCGCCCCGCCUCGACCGUCCGAUGGUAAGAGCACGUUCGGCGACGCGAAGUGCGAGCCGUCGGCGGAGGAGCUGGACACGUGCACGAUUCAACAGUCGACGGAGGUGUACGACCGCAGGUGCGGCAAGUGCGGCGGGAAUAAGUUGGUGAUGUCGACGACGCGACGGGGAGGACGGCACCAAGAGACGAUCAGCACGUGUCAGGCGUGCGGAGGGACGGGGUACGUGCGCGUGGCGUCGUCGAGGGUGCCGGCGGAUUUCGAGGGAGGGGACUCGGAGGCGGCGGCUUUCGAACAUUUUCCUCGACACGACGCGGAGCCGGAGAAGAAGAUUGAGGUUAGAAGGAAUAUUUUCGCGGAUUUUGAAAAGCAAUCGUCGACAAAGUCGAUGGACGAGGGAAGCGGUGCGCGCUGA
Ostreococcus lucimarinus CCE9901 is the source of this 564-nucleotide messenger RNA. RefSeq lists its product with no specific name. The annotation marks the transcript as partial. The record is from RefSeq and is a predicted model, not a curated record. The transcript has a single exon. Lineage: Eukaryota; Viridiplantae; Chlorophyta; Mamiellophyceae; Mamiellales; Bathycoccaceae.